AUGGCGUGGAUCAUCCUCACCUCCGUGCUAGGCCUGGCAGCUCUGUACCUCUACCAUGUCAACUCUGCCAUGAAGCGUGUGCCCGAAGAGGCGCACAAGGCAUCGCCUCGUCGUUGGACGGUCGAUGAAAUUGAAUCUGCCUACAAAAAGAGUCUGGAAAGCCCGGUCGAUACAACUAAGAAUCUUCCGCCGAAGCAGUCUCGACGAUAUGUGGUUGUCGGUGGAUCUGGCCUUGUGGGCGGCUGGAUUGUAUCACAUCUGCUUGCGCGAGGUGAAGACCCGGCCUCACUGCGAAUUCUAGAUCUUCUCUCGCCUACUCAAGACAUCCUCGACCGUGGCGUGACCUACGUCAAAACGAACAUCACCGAUGAGCUGGUCGUUUCUACCUCCUUUGAGCAGCCCUGGCCUGAAUCUGUCGCAAGGCUCCCCUUAACCGUCUUCCACACUGCCGCCACGAUCCGUCCUCAAGACCGGCUCAAAAUGUUCUUGCCGUACUGUAGCAAGGUCAAUAUCGACGGCACCAAGAACGUCCUGAGCGCAGCCAGAAAAGCCGGUGCCAGCUGCUUCGUCUCAACAUCAUCUGGCUCCAUAUCUCUGCACAAGCCGAACUUCUGGGUCGCCCCAUGGAGCAAGCUACCAUCCCGCGCCGUGCAGGUCAUCAGCGACGACGCAAAAAUACCCCAGUACCACGACCAAUUCUUUGGCAACUACGCUGUAACCAAGCUUGAAUCCGAGACCAUCGUACGCUCCGCAGACUCUCAGACCUCUAAUUUCCGCACCGGCUGUAUCCGUCCCGCGAAUGGCAUCUACGGUAUCGGCAGCGACGCCUCAAUGACCAUCACAGGCGUGUACCUACGCAAGGGCGGUAGCCCGACCUGGGUUCGGCCGGUGAUCCAAAGCUUCGUGAACGCAGAGAAUGUCUCAAUCGCACACCUCCUGUACGAGCAGCGACUGUUGGAACAAAGCAAGCCGGGCUCGACACUACCCAACAUCGGAGGCCAGGCCUUUGUCGUGACAGACCCGAACCCAGCUGUCUCUUUCAACGACGUCUACACUUUGCUCAGUACAUUGUCCAAGACGCCUGUUUCAUUCCCAACUGUGCAACCCGCCCCGUUGUUGGUCGUUUCGUACCUUGUCGAGCUCUACUGUGUCAUCCAGCACACAUAUCUCCCCUGGCUUCCCAGAUUAACAGGUGACUUGGCGCAGAUGCAACCGUCACUAUUUGCCAUCUCCGAUGUGUUCUGCUUUGCGGAUGACUCGCGUGCGCGCAAGGCACCCGAGCACGGCGGUUUGGGUUAUGAGCCGCCUAUUACUACACUCGAGGGCAUGUGCAAACAGCUGCUGGAUUGGAAUGCCAAGGCUGAGGCGAAGCUGGUUGAUGUUGCUGGGAAGAGUACGGUAGAGAUUACUGGGGAUGGGGUCGAUGUUAAGCUCGUUUCGCCAGAGACGAAGAUUUGA
Molecule: messenger RNA, 1458 nt
Organism: Penicillium cinerascens
Lineage: Eukaryota; Fungi; Ascomycota; Eurotiomycetes; Eurotiales; Aspergillaceae
Product: putative 3-beta hydroxysteroid dehydrogenase/isomerase family protein
Exons: 2
Coding region: 1-1458 (485 amino acids)
Biological process (GO): steroid biosynthetic process
Molecular function (GO): 3-beta-hydroxy-Delta5-steroid dehydrogenase (NAD+) activity
Source: RefSeq, a predicted model, not a curated record